UGUGUUGUUCACAGAUGUGGAUGUGACCAGUGUUGAGAGAGCUGCUAAACCAGUUUGUUUCAAUAGUACAGAUGCUCCUUCAGCGCCUCUGAGGAUCCUGUCAUUUCAGUGCCGCAGCCCCCUCGUCGCAUCUACGCAAAUUACGGUGAGGAUGUUGAACAUUUGCGCCAGUGACAAACGCGCUUAGGGAACAUUUGCUUUUAAUAAAUCAACAAACAACUAUAGAGGGCGUCCGUUUUUGAAAUGAUCUCCUAAAUAGACCGCAUUCCUGCGUGUGUGUCAGGUAGGAGGUCGAUGCACGCGCGCUUAUGCGUCAUUCUCGCUGCGGACAGUUUUCGCGGGUUUACGGUAAAAAAACGGCCUCAAGUUUGUCUACGUUGAAUGUUACGGCAAACCUACGCCUUGGGAGUUGUGAUGGAGUACAAGUUAUCCAGAAGUUUAAGUCUACCUCGGAAAUAACCUUCGAGACUACGAGGGUUUACGCUGACAUUUCGUGACGACGGUUUCUUUGUUGGUGUGUUGCGGUCUAGUAGCCUUAUGGCUAGUCCUGAGUCUAAAGCAGCUCAAAGGUGGCGGAAAUGUGUGGACUCCAUUACUGAAGAUCAGCUGAAAUCUAUUGAAAACAACAGUGAGAAGCGUGACUUUAUUGUGGUCCAUCACCUGGCAGACUUGAAGGGGGGAUCCAUCUCUCCUCUCAUUUAUGGAACACCGAUCACCUGCAAAGUGGAAAACACAGAGCGAUACACCACCCGCUCCAAGGUACAUGUGUGCACUCUAUACACAGUUCGUCUGACACAUGGCGAGUUCACAUGGACGGUGAAAAGAAAGUACAAGCACUUCCAGGAACUCCACCGGGACCUGUACAAACACAAAGUGAUGCUGCAAUUCUUGCCUCUAGGGAGAUUUGCAAUACAGAGACAACAGCUGGCAGGUUUGACGGAGGAGAUGCCGACUUUACAUGGAACUGAUAGAAUCAGGAGAACGUCGAGUAAACCGAAAUAUCUGGAGGAGUAUCUAAACAACUUGCUAGAAAACACCUUCUACAAGAACUAUCAUGGGAUGAUGGACUUCUUGGCGAUCAGUCCAUUGUCAUUCAUCAGAGACCUUGGACCCAAAGGCCUUGAAGGUUAUAUUCUGAAACGGUCGGGGGGUCACCGCAUCCAAGGGCUCAACUGUAUCGGACACCAUCAGUUCUGCUUUCGCUGGUCUCGCCGCUGGCUUGUGGUGAAGGAUUCGUUCCUCUUGUACAUGUCCAGAGAUCCUGGCAUUGUGUCGUUUGUUCUGCUGUUUGACCCCGAGCUGAAGGUGCUGGUUGGACGUGUUUACACUGAUAUCCAACAUGGCGUUUGCAUCGAGAAUUUCGGCAGGAAGCUGGUGAUCAAGUGCAGCAGUUACAGGCAGGCUCAGUGGUGGAGUCAUGAGAUUCGCAGUCUCUCUGAGCGCUGUGAUUUCUAUAAGCUGCAUCGAUUUGAAGGCUUUGCCCCACCCAGACCGGACACCCUCACAAAGUGGUAUGUUAAUGGCCAUGGCUAUUUCUCAGACCUGGCUGAUGCACUGGAACAGGCCAAGGAGGAGAUCUUCAUCACUGAUUGGUGGCUCAGUCCAGAGGUUUUCCUCAAACGACCGGCAACUGGAACAUACUGGCGCUUGGACAAGAUUCUCAAACGCAAAGCAGAACAGGGAGUAAAGGUGUGUGUGCUGUUGUAUAAGGAGGUUGAACUGGCUUUGGGCAUCAACAGUGGAUACAGCAAAAGAAAACUGAUGAGCCUGCAUCCCAAUAUCAAGGUGAUGCGUCACCCUGAUCAUGUGGCCUCAGUUGUAGUCCUCUGGGCCCAUCACGAAAAAAUGGUCGCCAUCGACCAAUCGGUGGCCUUCGUGGGUGGGUUGGACCUUGCAUUUGGGAGGUGGGAUGACAGCGAUUAUAGGCUGAGCGAUCUGGAUUCCCCAAAACAACCCAGUCCUCCAGAGGCAGCGUCAGAGCUUCCCACUCCCUCUUUGUCUCAGGGUGACACUGUGGACGGCUCUGCAGUUCCUCUGACACAGCCUGCGUCAGAGUGUGAGGAUGAAGUAGAUCUGAGCUGUAAUGCCCUCUUGUGGCUGGGAAAAGAUUACAGCAACUUUAUCAAGAGGGACUGGACACAGCUGGAUCAGCCUUUCCAAGACAAUGUUGACAGAACUCAGGUGCCACGCAUCCCCUGGCGAGACCUGGGUGCAGCGCAUCAUGGAAAAGCAGCCAGAGAUCUGGCACGACAUUUCAUCCAGCGCUGGAACUUCACUAAGAUUUUUAAGAACAAGUAUAAGGAUGAUUUCUACCCAUAUCUCCUGCCAAAAUCUCACUGCACAUCAGACACACUGCCAUUCAGCAUCCCCGGUGCAACAAAAGCCUCUGUACAGGUUCUUCGUUCAGUUGAUCGCUGGUCUGCUGGCACAUGUGAACACUCAAUCCUCAAUGCUUAUGUGCAUGUUAUUGAGAACAGCCAGCAUUACAUUUAUCUAGAGAAUCAGUUCUUCAUCAGCUGCGCUGAAGAGAAGAAUGUCCAAAACACCAUCGGAGAUGCCAUUGUCAAGCGGAUCCUGCGAGCUCACAGCGAGGGGAAGAAGUUCAGGGUGUUCGUUGUCAUUCCUCUGCUGCCCGGCUUUGAGGGAGACAUCAGUCAGGGUGGAGGAAAUGCCAUUCAAGCAAUACUGCACUUCACCUACAGAACGAUUAAUCGAGGAGAACACUCCAUUCUUUCAAGAUUAAAGGAACAAAUGCAGGACAAAUGGACGCAGUAUUUCUCUCUGUGUGGUUUGCGGACACACUCUCAGCUCGGCUCGUCUCCUGUUACAGAGCUCAUCUAUGUGCAUAGCAAAGCCCUCAUCGCAGACGACCGAUGCUACAUCAUAGGGUCAGCGAACAUCAAUGAUAGGAGCAUGCUGGGUACUCGCGACAGUGAGCUGGCAGUGCUGGUGGAGGAUGAGGAAAGAAUUUCUUCAGUCAUGGACGGAGAGGAGUACCAGGCUGGACCGCUGGCACUAGCCUUACGAAAGGAGUGCUUCAGUGUACUACUUGGAGCAAAAUCUGAUCCAUCUCUGGACAUUGAUGAUCCAAUCAGUGAUCAUUUCUUCAACGAUGUCUGGAACAAAGUCGCUCAAACAAAUGCCAUCAUCUAUGAGAAGGUCUUCCGAUGUCUUCCACUGGACUCCAUCCGCAACCUGCGUGAGCUGAUGGAGCACAAAAACUCAGAGAACCUCAGUCUUACCGACCCGGAGAAAGCCAGAGAAGAGCUCCAGGCAAUACGGGGCAUCCUGGUUCAUUUCCCACUGCACUUUCUGUGCGAGGAGAACCUGCUCCCGCCACUCAAAAGCAAAGAAGGAAUUGUUCCUAUCGAGGUGUGGACGUAGCAGGGAAGAGUAAAUGGUCUGUAGUGUGCCAGUAAAAAUCAAAACUUACCAAGAAGGUACGGUGGUGACCAACACAUUUUUGGUUUAGACCAGGGGUGCCCAAACUCAGUCCUGGAGGGACGGUGUCUUGCAAAGUUUAAUUUUAACCCCAAUCAGACACACCUGAGCUAGCCAGUCAAGAUCGUACUUCUGUAGGCUUUCUAGAAACAUCCUUGCAGGUGUGUUGAGGCAAGUUGGAGCUAAAAUCUGCAGUACAUCUGCCGUCCAAGACCAAGUUUGGGCACCCCUGGUUUAGACUGAAGUAAUGGAUGAUUAGCUCUAAACACUAACCCAGAUAUAGAGUAGAAUGAUCUCUUUAAACAUUAAUAACAUGAUAAUGAGCAGUGCAGUGCCAAACGACCUUGAUGUUCUCCCCAAAUACCCAUUACAACCACAUAAGUCGUGAUCUGAGUAUUUUAGAUGGCCGAAAGUUGCAUAUGAAGGAUGGAAUGAGAAUAAGAAAGGAGAGAUGAGCAAAUAAGGUGAAAAAGAGAAAAUCCAAAUUUCAAAAUAUUGUACUUCUCCUAACCCAGUGAGAUGCUGUGGUAAUGACCACCACUGUUUUGUCAAUUUUGGUUUAGACUAAACGAAUGUACGAUUAACGCAACCACAGAAGAAGGAACACAUGAUGAUCAUGUGUGAGAAAUUUAUAAAGCCUUCAUACCAGGAGAAUCAAACAGUGCAGUUGCUUAUACAUCACAAUGCCGCCAAAUGACUUUCCAGCAAGCAUUUUUUGUUUUUAAAAGUUGACUAAUAGAUGUCUAAACAUUGUCGUCUUGGCUAAAACAAGGCUUAAUUUGGGCUGUCAGUGAAAUAUUAAUAGAUGUCUAAGAAUAGGCCAAAACUAGACUAGUCAUCAAAUAAACAGAAAAGAAUGGCUACACAUAUAAAGUAUGUCAAAUCUGUCUAUUUGAGGACUAGUCUAGUUUUGGGCUAUUUUUUGUCUACUUUUAGAUGUCUAUUAGAUGUCUAUUAAACAUGAAAUUGUUUGCUGGGUUUGAUGUUCUCCCUAAACACCAUUACAGCCACAAAAGUCGUGAUCUGAGUAUUUAAGAUGGCUGAAAGUUGCAUAUGGAGGGUAGAAUGAGAACGAGGAAGUAGAGAUGAGAAAAUAUCAUCCUAUUUGGUUUGGACUAAAGUAAUGUACGAUUCGCUCUGAACACUAAGGCAAACACAGUAGAAGAAACACAUGAUGUUCAUGUGUGAGAAUCUAAAAUGCAUUUAUACCAGGAGAAUCAAACAGUGCAGUUGCUAAUGUAUGAAAAUGCAAUGAAAUGACUGUGAAAUUGUAUCCAAAUGGCCAUUAUGUCCGUGAAAGUCCUGAUCUGAGCGUUUAAGAUGGCCGAGUGCUGCAUAUUGAGGGUGGAAUGAGAACGAGGAACAGUGAGAAAAGCGAACGAGGUGAAAAAGAGAGAGAGAGAGAGAGUUUUUUUGAUGGCCGAGGAACAGAACGUACAUUUAUUGUUGUGAAUGUGUGUGGGCGGUUAGCGUUGCUUUACCUUCUCUUCCCUCUCUCUUUAUUUCGUUCUUGCGUGCACUACACCUCUCAAUGCAGUGGCAGCAAAUCUGUCAGAACAUUUGUGGUUGUUAUGGUGACGGGUAUAAAGAGCUGACUUGGUCUUGGCUGCUGAGAGGAGAGAUAGAGAGAACGAAAAGAAGAAGAGAUCGAGAAGAGAAUGAAAAAAUAGUCAAACCGUUAAAAACAGGGAUGGAGGUUAGAGAGGAGAGAAAAGUACCAGUGUACUUGGUCACGAAAAUUACGUAAUUUAUGUGUGUGCGCGGGUUUUGUCUUUUUAAAAAAGCAGGUAGGGAGGAGUGUUACGGAGCAGGGAUCAGGUGGGGCAUCAAACAUGGUGAGAUAUUCAGGGGGAGUCUCAGCUCAACAUUUAUCAGCCCCCCUUCCCAAUCUCCAUGACAACCAGGAGAAAUUAUUGUUAUGCAAUAAUGUCAGCAGCCCAGAAGAUUCCACUUUGGGUUUUUCGGAAGGGGUUUCGACACUAGUGGAGAAGCACACUGGAGGCCAGAAAGGCAAAGCUAAAUUUAUCAAUGCCCCACUUAAUAAGUGAUCAUCACUAAUCUGCCCGUGUACUGUGGAAUGCUAUAGAUGACUUGCACUGCACUAGAAGAGAAUGUUUUAGGGUUUGACCACUAGAGAUAUGAUCAUUAAUAUACUCUAACAUUCCAAUCACGUCAAGCAAUCACCUUUAAGAACUGACAAUUAUGCUUUUUAACAACAAAACACUCCACACCUGUUCAGACAAACUAACAUAUCUGCUCUUUUUUUUUUGCACAUUUUAUACUUCUAAUGUAAAUAGAAUUGCUUUUUUUAAGAAAGCAUAUAGAACUUACAGACUAAUACUUAAAUUAAUCUAUGCUAACACUAUGUGUUUUUACUACUUCUGGACAUCUAGGGUCUGUUCUUCGUACGUGAUUUACUCAAUUAGCUGGAUUUGAUUAUUGACGAUUUGACACGAUCCAGGAUGGUUUCGUUCUUCAAAACUCAUCCGAGAGUUGUUGUCAUGGCAACAGUUCUGGUAGCUCAAACCUGCUCAGGAGCAGCAGCUUACUUUAUAUAAACAGGAUUAGAUCAGGUCAUUUUGAGCGAAGGUAAUACUGAAAGUAUUUACCGAAUUCUAAUAUUUUUUGACAGUAGUAACCUAUAUAUUACAAAUACUAGGGAAAACAGAUAAAUUUAUAAUAAAAAAAUACGUUUUUUAGAAAUUACAAAUAAAAUGUAUGCAAUCUAUACUUCAAAAUAAAAGUACAAAAACUGUCACGGAGGUGUUGUCUCCCCAAGGGGUUGAAGAGAACAUUAAUUAAUAUGGACUUUUUUUAAGGUAAGGAACAAUUCAUGCAAUCAUGCACAUUUUGACAGCUAUGCAGGUAAUUUGAUGCUUCACCAAUGUUGAUACCUUUACCAAUAUCAAAUGCUUUUUUGAUGCAAAAUUAAUUUAAACAGCCAGUUAUUAAGACACUUUGAAUAGGCCUACUAAUCUGAGCAUGCAGCCCACAACAAAGGGGCAAAGUUAUUGUGUAUCAUAUUUAUCAAACCGUUUGCUACGAAUUUUAUGUAAUUUUGCUUAUUUGCACUUUUUAAAAAAGCAAAUUAACCAGAGAUCAGUUAUCAAGAUUAACAGAUCCAAGAUCUGCCAAAUCAUCUUAGAUCAUUUAUGCGAGGUACAAAGAACGGACCCCUGGUGUAGAUAGGGUCGAUGACAUGAACCUUUCUUCAGAUAAAAACGAGGCUGUGAAAGAUGAGCUGUGAUUUCUGAAAAUAACUGUUUUAUGAAGUUUCAGUCUGCUGAAAGUGUUUAAAGCAGUUGAUAUGUUGUUAAACAACAGUACUAUAUAAUGAACACACUUCUAACUCUCGCAACCUGGUUUUCAUUACCGUCAGACAUGUGCUACCCUGACUAAAGGUUUAUGAACUAAACUACAAAAGACUGUUUUUCUAAAUGUAUGACAUGCAGUUUUGGUUCAAUGGCUAUAAAUGACAUAUCAUGGCUGUUUGUAAGCAACUGAGCAAUCAAUAUUUUUUUCGUUCAUCUGUUCUCUGACUUAAUAAAUAAAUAUAUAUUCUAUAAUUAA
This is a messenger RNA of Danio rerio (zebrafish), 7011 nucleotides long. Lineage: Eukaryota; Metazoa; Chordata; Actinopteri; Cypriniformes; Danionidae. The record is from RefSeq and is a predicted model, not a curated record.